AAUGGCAGGCCGGCGCCGGGCCCGGGCCCGCCCCCGCGCGCCGCGCGGCCCCGGCGCCUCAUGGGAGUUGUAGGCGCCGCCCGCGCCGCCCGGCCUCGGGCAGGUGCUCCAGGGCGCGGCCCGGAGGGCGGAGGCGGGAGCAGAGGCCGCGGCCCGAACUCGCCGCGCGGCCCGAGGCCCGGGGGCUGCCCGGUGUCGCCGGGCGCCUCGAGCCCGCGUCCCGGAGCCGUCCCGGCCCACGCGCCGGUAACGCUCUGAGCCCGGUCCGGGCUCUGGGCCCGGUUCCGAGAGCCGCGGGCCCGGGAAACGGCGUCCCCGCGCGCGCCCGGAGCCGUUCGCCGCGCCCGGUGCGUCCUUGGUAACCGUCGGCGCCGCCCCGCCCCCGCGCAGCGGUUGGCCGCCGCGCCAGUCAAUCAGCGCGCGCGGCCCCGCCAUUGGCCGGCGGGGGAGGCCGGGCGGCCCCUCGGCGGCGGCGGGAAAGCUCGUCUGGCUGCCCGCUCGGACCCAGGUGUCCACGCUCUGCUCUGCGCCCAUGGAGGACGGAGGGCCCCCUCGGCCGGCCCCGGAUGAGGCCACGCCGGGGCCCGAGCCCAGCAAGUUCCUGGUGGCACGCAGACACCCAAGCCGGAGGAAUGGGCUGUCCAGGCUGUGCCAGAGCAGGAUGACGCUCUCAGGAGACCGGUGGAACUCCUACUGCCUGUCUGCGGCCGCCCCGAGCGUCCUGGGCUCCCGCCCGCUCUGCCCCACGGCGCCCGCAGGGGAGCAGGAGGACUCGGCCGGCUCCUUCGUCAGCACGUCCUGCUGCUCGCUGCUGCGGGGCCUGUCCCUGGGCCGGCCCGUGCCCCUGCUCCCGACGCCUGUGUGCAACCCCAACAAGGCCAUCUUCAUCGUGGACGCCAAGACCACAGAGAUCCUGGUGGCCAAUGACAGGGCCUGCCGGCUCCUGGGACACAGCAGCCGCGGCCUCAUCGGCCAGAGCCUCACGCACUUCUUCCUGAAGCCCGACUGCGAGGUGGUGCGGGCCCUCAGCGAGGAGCACGUGGAGGCCGACGGCCAGGCCGCCGUGGCCUUCGGCACCGUGGUGGAUGUGGUGAGCCGUGGAGGAGAGAAGGUGCCAGUGUCAGUGUGGAUGGAGCGACUGAGGCAGGAGGCCCAGAGGCUGCGCUGCGUCGUCGUGCUGGAGCCCGUGGAGCGGCUCUCAGCCUGGGUCGCCUUCCAGGGAGACGGCACCAUCACAGAGUGCGACAGCGUCUUUGCCGUGCUGCACGGCUACGCCAGCGGGGAGGAGCUGGUCGGGCGGCCCCUCAGCGACCUCAUUCCCUCGGCACAGCUCCCGCCCCUUGGUGCUCCCAUCCCGCAGAGCCUCAGGAUCCAGAGGUCUGUCGGGAGGGCCAGGGAUGGCAGCACCUUCCCCGUGAGCCUGAAGCUGAAGCCGGGCCCCGAGGGCGGCUACUCGGCGUCCGUCUGGGUGUUCUCCACCAUCAGCGGCCUCGUCACCCUGCUGCCCGAUGGGACCAUCUACGGCAUCAACCACAACUUCGCGUUGAUGCUCUUUGGCUACGGGAAGAGUGACCUCCUGGGCAAGAACAUUACUUUCCUGAUUCCGGAUUUCUACCGCUACAUGGACUUCCCGUGCGACAGCUCCUGGCCCCCACUGGACCUGGCCAGCACCGUGCAGCCUGGCAGCCAGAAUGGGCCUGGGCUGGGAGGGGAGCCGCAGCAGGCCUGGGGCCUGGAGGACCAGGCCCAGGGUCCGAGAGACGGGACCCAGCCUGCCAGCGAGCCCACGCUGCCGGCAGAUGCGGCUUGGCUGUGGAGUGGCCAGGAGGCCCGGACAGGGUCUCGCACCCACAUGGACCCUGGGGGCCGCCUCCCUGCGUCUGGCUCGCCUCUGCUUGCUUCCAGGGUAGACAGUGCCCCAGAAGGGAGCCUCUCGUCCCAGGAUGGGGAUCCACCAUCGCCUGAGAACCAGAGGAACAUUCCAGAAGGGAACCCAGCAGUGCAGAGUGCGCCAUCCUUGCCUGAGAAACAGCAGAUGCCUCCAGAAGGGUAUUUGGCAGCCCAGAGUGAUGAGUUCCAGGACCCACAGAACCUUCCAGAAGGGAGUCCAGCAGCCCUGGCGGCACCGUCGUUGCCUGAGAAGCAGCAGGACGGUGUCUUGGGGAAAGAUGAAUGUGUGACGGAAGAGAGCCUCGGGCAGGGCCUCCUGGGAGGCCGCAGGCCUGGUGCAGUGGACACGGAGCCACUUGCUUCCUGUGAUGAGUCUGGGACGAUCCCAGCAGAGCAGAGACGCCCCCUUGGUGACGAGGAUGCCCUGUACCAGGAAGCGGGGCCAGGGGGCCCGCACGGCGGCCAUGGCUGCGGUGCCUGGGAGCAGUGGGCGGAGAGGAGGGCCGCCCGGGAGGAGCUGCAGGCCUGCCUCAUCAAGGAGCGGCUGUCGUGCCUGGCGCUGGCCCCCGGGGGCCCCUGCCGGGCUGCAGAGGCACCGUGGGCCCCUGGGAGCCCGGAGCAGCUGUGCCGGCGGGCGGGCAGCUCCUCGGCCUGCUACGCGCUGGCCACUGACCUGCCCGGGGCGCCCGCCAGCCCCUGCCCCUGGGGCCUCCGGGACGUGCUCUGGGGCAGCUGGGCGGCAGGUACCUCUGGCUGCUGUGCGGUGCCCUGCCCUGCGAUGACCCCCUCGCCCCCCAGUGGCCAUGACCUGCUGCUGACCAGCACCACUGUGCACCUGCGGGAGGGCCGGCGCUUUGGCGAGAGCUGCCUGGCGCUUGGCGGGGGGGCCGCUGCCAGGGAUGAGGGCCCCUGCGAGCAGCCCCGCCUGAACAUCCAGGUCACCUCCACGCCAGUGAGAAGGGCCAGCACGUCAGUGACCACCCCGCUGCCUGAGAUCCUGGAGGGCACCUUCUCGGGGAGCUGCUACCACCGAGACGGCUCCCAGCUGAGUGUGCAGAUUGAAGUGCGGCGGGUGGAGCUUCGCGGUGCUGCCACCCUCUUCUGCUGCUGGCUGGUGAAGGGUCUGCUGCAGGGGCGCCUUGACUCGGCCACCCACACCCGCCUGCUGCUGGCCAACCUGCCCAGCUCCUCCCACGAGGACGAGCUGCCCGGGGCCGGCCUGGGCGAGGCGCUGAAGACCACGCCGUGGUUCGAGGAGCCCCCCAGGGCUGCGGAGCUGGAGUGCCUGGCGGCCUGUGAGGGGCCGUAUGCCCUCAAGUACAGCACCCUGAGUCCCCUGGGCAGCGGCGCUUUCGGCUUCGUGUGGACGGCGAUGGACAGGACAGAGAACAGGGAGGUGGUGGUGAAGUUCAUCAAGAAGGAGAAGGUGCUGGAGGACUGCUGGGUGGAGGACCCCACGCUCGGGAGAGUCACCUUGGAGAUCGCAAUUCUGUCCAGGCUGCAGCACCCCAACAUAAUCCAGGUGCUGGAUGUUUUCGAGAACCAGGGCUUCUUCCAGCUAGUCAUGGAGAAGCACGGCUCUGGCCUCGACCUGUUUGCCUUUAUUGAUCAGCACCCCAACCUGGAUGAGCCUCUGGCAAGUUACAUCUUCCGACAGCUGGUGGCAGCUGUGUGCUACCUGCGCUCUCAGAACAUCCUCCACCGUGACAUCAAGGACGAGAAUAUCGUCAUCGCAGAGGACUUUACCAUCAAGCUCAUCGACUUCGGCUCUGCCGCCUACUUGGAAAAGGACAAGCUCUUCUACACCUUCUGCGGGACCAUCGAGUACUGCGCCCCCGAGGUGCUCAUGGGAAACCCUUACAGGGGACCUGAGCUGGAGAUGUGGACACUGGGCGUCACACUGUACACGCUGGUCUUUGAGGAGAACCCUUUCUGUGAGCUGGAGGAGACUGUGGAAGCGGUGCUGAACCCCCCGUAUGUUGUGUCAGAAGAGCUCAUGAGUGUGGUCUCAGGCCUGCUGCAGCCGCAGCCCGAGCAGCGCACCACCCUGGAGAAGCUGUGGGAUGACCCAUGGGUCACGCAGCCCGUGAGUCCUGCUGACUACACCUGGGACGAGGUGUGUUGUCACCGCAAGCCAGGAAGCGGCGUGCUUUCCCCAGCUGGCCUGGACACCAAGGGCAGGAGCCCCAGCGAGGCGGCUCGGGCUCCGGAGCUGCGCCCUGCCCCCAACCCCCACUGACCCUGCCACUGCUGCUCUUCCCGCUCCUGGGAAACUCCCGCUUCCAGACACAGGGUGCGCGCAGGCCCGGCACACGGAGGCCAGCGCCUCACCCGGCAGCAUCGGGCCGACCGUCGUGAC
Messenger RNA from Sorex araneus (European shrew), 4249 nucleotides. RefSeq names its product PAS domain containing serine/threonine kinase (gene PASK). Gene Ontology annotation, molecular function: protein serine/threonine kinase activity; ATP binding. Bases 533 to 4129 code for a protein of 1198 amino acids. Gene Ontology annotation, biological process: intracellular signal transduction; protein phosphorylation; regulation of DNA-templated transcription. The record is from RefSeq and is a predicted model, not a curated record. Lineage: Eukaryota; Metazoa; Chordata; Mammalia; Eulipotyphla; Soricidae. The transcript has 18 exons. Gene Ontology annotation, cellular component: nucleus; cytoplasm; cytosol.